This is a messenger RNA of Penicillium griseofulvum, 1848 nucleotides long. RefSeq names its product endopolyphosphatase. The record is from RefSeq and is a predicted model, not a curated record. The transcript has 2 exons. Lineage: Eukaryota; Fungi; Ascomycota; Eurotiomycetes; Eurotiales; Aspergillaceae. Gene Ontology annotation, molecular function: exopolyphosphatase activity; endopolyphosphatase activity. Gene Ontology annotation, cellular component: fungal-type vacuole; membrane. The coding region runs from base 1 to 1848 and encodes 615 amino acids. Gene Ontology annotation, biological process: polyphosphate catabolic process.
AUGCAGUCAAUUUUCUUGCUGCUGGGCCUCUUUGCCGAUGCAAUCUCCGCCAGCCCCUUGGAGCAACAGCCGUUAGGCCAUAUCUCAACGGGUCUGGCGGAGGGUUUGCGCAAACCUGUACGCGGACGAUUCUUGCACAUAACUGAUUUCCAUCCCGACCGUCUCUAUAACCCCGGAACCUCGAUCGAUCGCUCGUGCCACCGUGGUAACGGCCCCGCGGGGUAUUUUGGAGCUGAGGGCACAGAUUGCGAUGCACCCUUAUCACUCGUGAACGAAACAUUUCGCUGGAUCGAAGAAAACUUGAAAGAUGAGAUUGAUUUUGUGAUUUGGACCGGGGAUUCUGCCCGACACGAUAAUGACGAAAAGCUCCCUCGCACAGCGGACGAGAUUAUGGAUUUGAAUGCAUUCCUGUCACAAAAAUGGAUUAGCAUUUUCGGGGAGGAGGAAGUUUUGCAAACCUCGAAUGCCGUCCCCAGGAUGUCGAUCCCUGUGAUCCCGACUUUCGGUAACAACGAUAUUAUGCCCCACAACAUCUUCAACGAGGGCCCGAACAAGUGGACAAAGCGCUUUGCGGAGAUAUGGGGCGACUUUAUUCCAGAAGAUCAGCGUCAUACCUUCGUUGAGGGCGGUUGGUUCACCACGGAGGUCGUCCCCGGUCGGCUAGCGGUCAUCAGCCUGAACACCAUGUACUUCUUCGAUUCCAACAGUGCGGUGGAUGGAUGCAACGCCAAGUCGGAACCAGGAUAUGAACACAUGGAGUGGUUGCGAGUGCAGUUGAAAAUCCUACGCAGUCGCAACAUGAAAGCCAUCCUCAUGGGUCAUGUUCCCCCCGCCCGGUCGAGCGAGAAAAAGAACUGGGAUGAGACAUGCUGGCAAAAAUAUACACUCUGGAUGCACCAGUAUCGUGACAUUGUUGUCGGUAGCUUCUACGGCCAUAUGAACAUCGACCACUUCAUGCUCCAGGACAGCAACAAGGUCAACAUUGAUUCGCAAGCCGACGGGAAGGUUUCAAUCAGGUCAAAAACCGACUACCUCGAGUCGCUCCGAAACCAAUGGUCGUCAUUGCCAUCUCCUCCCUCGGGCACUUUCGAGGAGCUUGACUCCGCGUCGAAUUUCGGAGAUCUCUCCGAAAUUAAAUUGGCGAAAGACAAGAGGGGUAAAAAGAAGGAUAAGAAGAAGCAAAAAUUCUUGGACAAGAUUGGAGGGCCGUGGGCAGAGCGAUACAGUGUAUCACUAGUAGCUCCCAGCUUGGUUCCGAACUUCUUCCCCAGCCUGCGCGUGGUCGACUACAAUAUCACGGGACUGAACGAUUUUGCACAUGGGGUGGAUUUGUCCCCCCGUGAGGUUGACGAUACAACAUUCGGGCACGACCACGAUGCGAUUGAUACGCCGGAACUCAGGGACGAUUCUUUAAUAAGUCCCGAAAUCCAGAAGAAAGAGGACAAGAAAAAGAAACCCAAGUUCAAAGUCCCCGAGCCUCCAUCGUCAACCGCUCCUCCUGGCCCUGCAUACUCGAACCAGGCGUUCACGUUGCUUAGCUACACUCAAUAUUACUCCAACCUAACAAAAAUCCACGAACAGAUCGCGGCCGAGGAAAGCAAGAAUCCUCGUGUCCACUACGAGAUCGAGUACACCACCAAUGAUGAUGUGUAUCGAAUGAAAGACCUGACGGUCCGCAGCUUCUUCCAACUUGCGGCCAGAAUUGCCCAAGAUGGAGAAGAAAAACAGACGGACAUUGUCAAUAACCCAGCGACUGAGUCCAAGAAAAAGAGAAAGAAGCCAAAUGAUGUAUGGCGGGCUUUCUUGAGGCGAGCGUUUGUUGGAUUCGAAGUUGACCUGAAUGAAUAG